AUCUUCUGCUCCCAGAGGGUUAAGUUCUGGUUUGGUGGCAUUCUGUAACUUGGUGAGGGCAUCAGGAUGACAUCACUGUCCGUGUUUUUGUUUGAAUGAUCCCAGGGUGAAUCAUGAUCAACUGUGACACAGUCUCAGGCUGAGGCAGCACAGGGAACAGAAACAGCAUCUAACUGAGCUAACUGAAUACUCAGAGCUUUGCAAGAGACAGCAGUGUUGUGCAGAGAGGCACAGCUGAGGUGAAAAGGACUGAUGGAAUUGAACUGAUAAACAACUGCAGCAUUACUCAAAAUCUGAAAGAAAAAGAACACAAAUACCACUCUGCAACUGUAACCAUGGAGACAAGCCAGCUAUCAGAAAUGGCAACUGAAAGUGACUGUAAAAUGGAUUCUGUAGAAACAGAAAAGCUUGAAAAUAAAGACAUGUUUAGAGAAAGUGAAGAUGUUAGUUUCCACACAGAAAUAAAGAAAACCAUCCAAGAAACAGAAGUUGAAACCGUAAUAGGAGAACAGGAAAGCAGGAAAUUAACAGAAAUUACCUUUCAAGAGGAGGCUGUGCAUGCAGACAUGGAUUUAGAGGAGCUUCAUCAAACAGAGUCUGUCGCUUCCUCAGCGUCUGACACCACUUCCAGUGCUGGCAGCGUUUGUGAAACUGAAAUCAGACACAUAGAAAAAGAACCAGGUCAUCAAGGCCAGUUAGAUAAUGACACUAUGACAGUAUCUUCAGAUUGUCAUGUUAAGGAAGUAAAGGAAUCUGUGGAGCACAGCACCAUCCUAGAAAAUGAUUUGCAUGAAGAAAUGGAGGAUUCAGCUUUAGAGCACUGUAUAAAAGAGGAAGCGCUUUCUGAUGUGUCUACUGAAGAAGUUGAAGCCUCUGAACUAAUUGCCAGUUUACAGGAAGAAAUAGCUGCUGUGUCUUCAGACAAUGAGAUUGAUGACAAAUGGAGGAGCAUUUUCACUUCUACUGUUAAUAAAGAAAAUGAGGAUUUGUUCUUAGGCACAAAUAUCCAGGUGAAAACUACAGAACAAUCUGUUGAGGAGACAGAGAGCAAUGGACCAAGCCCACAGGAAAUAAAACAAGAGACUCAGAGGGAAGCCCCAACCACUGAGAAAAACAAUGCAGAUGUUGACAAUGAGUUUGAAGGCAAACGUGAACAUGUUUUUCAAAAAGAGGAAGAUUCAAACAAUUCUUCUUCACCAUUAGACAUUCACCAGGAUGAGCUAUCUGAGGAUAACAAUAAAAAAGUCAAAGAAGACCCAAGUCAAACCUUUAAGCAAAAUCCACACCCAUCACACACCAGUUCACAUGAUCCUACCAAGAAGAUUCCCAAAGACUAUUGCGUAGUUGAAGAGUCACAAAAUGAAAAUGUAGACAUGGAACAUGUUGAUUUUGUAGUUGCACGAAAACAGUGGUUGAAGAUGGAGGAGUUGACAAAAUGCCAGAGCUGCAAUUCUCCAGUCAAGCAAAGUAAGUGCCAGGGAGGUCAUAGCUUUUUGCACACUCCUGUUAGAAACAUUGAAAAACCUGUGACAAGUAAAGAGAACAGAGAGGCACACAAACGACAAGUAAAAGAUGUGGGGGUAGGAAGUUUUGAUAUAAUGAUGGGUGAGAAUUUAGGAAAAAAUGACUACCAGCAAAUUCUCUUCAGUCCUUCCUCAGAAGAUUCUGGUUUGGAUGAUUCCAGUUCCAGAUCCACCUAUGAUGAUACAAGUUUAACAGCCACUGACACACUGGUGUCUCCAAUAUCAAAUCAAGAAACUCCAAUUGAAAAGGAGAUCCGGCAGGCUUUAGAGAGAGAAGUGAAUUUAAGGCGUGAAAGGGGGAUUUCACAGCCAGUUGUCUCAAAUGAAUAUAUGGAGAUUAAAACCAAACCCUCUCUUCUCCACCAAGGAUCUGAUCAUCCUAAAGGAACAACCAAGCAAUUUGCUGAGCUGCAGAUGCAGAGAGAUAUUUUACUGGAGUGCAAUAGAGAACAUGACCUUGUUCAGCAAGGAAAGGUCAGAGGCAAGUAUGACAGAGGACUGUCCCAGGAAAUAGAGGAGAAAAGAAAGAUACAUCAAACACAAGGUCAGUGUAAAAUGCAGAGGUCACUGUCACAUGGGCCUCUAUAUCAUGAGUUGUCUGCAGAAAACGUUAUUAUACUGGAACAUGAUUCCUUUCUCUCCCCUGCAAGACAAUGUAGGAAAGAUCGUCCCGUUUCUCCUGUACGCAAGAAACAAAACGAGUGGCCCCAAGAGACAGCAAAUGUGAUCAUACUAGAAACAUCAAACCUGAUCAUACGCAGUGCAUCCGAGUUUUGUCUAUCUGCUGCACAAGACAGCCAAGAAAAUACUAUUCACAGCAACCCUUUCUUCAAGCUACGUUCUAGGAGUUCUCUGUCUCUAGUCGACCAAGAGAUUAAAAUAGCGACACAGAGAGAAGAAGAAUUACAAAGACAAAGGGCCAGUCUUUAUUCAGAUGAGAAGACCGGAUACAGCACUGUACUGGCAUCUCCAAACUUACUGGACCCCUUCUCGUUUGAUAAAGCAGAAAUGCCUUUGAGAUGUAGAUCCUCCCCUUCAUCACCUAUGAAAUCUGCAUUUAAAAACAUGGACCAAUCACCUCUGAGGUGUGAUAAUAAGCAGUUUCUGGAAGCUGCAGCAGGGCCCCGUCGCAAGAGUGAAAUGGCACUUCGCUGGGAGGCUGGGAUAUUUACCAACAAUGAGUAAGAAGAAAAUGUGCAGGAAAAACAACCCUUGUUAAGUUUUAAGGAUAUCUCAUUUAAACUGUUUUCUCAAGAAAAAAAAAACCCAGUAAAAGUUGCUUUUGUAGUUUUAUGAUAUGCAUGUUAUUAAGAGCUUAGCUAAAACAGUAUUUGAGUGCAGUAGUUGUUUUGUAAAUCGUACAUGUGCCAAUAAGCUUGUGUGUCAUUGAUAUUUGAUAUAUACAGUAGUUUCAAAAAAUUAUUUACGCAUUUUCUUCAGUUACAGCAUAUAGUGUUAUAGCUGUGUUAAAAUAGCUUUAUCUCCAAAUGGUACUUUUGUGAGAUUUGUGAGUUUAUUUAGGCAUCGUUUAAAGAGCUUGUUACCCCAAAACUACAAGAAAGUAUUUGGGGCAUUCUACAUUGUAGUGUAUAAAUAUGCUCAAUGUACAGUAAGUAGUCAACAACACUUCAAUGUGGUAUAAUCCAGUUCAAUGUGGAUAGCAUGUUGUCAAGCCUUUUUUUUUUUUUUUUUUUUUUUUUACUCUUGUUUAAAUUAACUUUGCAUCUUAAAAGUCUGAAUUGUUUCCUGGACCUUCAUUUAAACUAAAAUCUUUACAUCCACAGGUACGAUCCAUAAAAAAACAUUAAACAUUUAAAAGGAAAAGGGUUUUCAAGAUGCACAUUUUGCCGGUCAAAAAUGUCAUAUUUUAAAGUGUUUCACUUUACCAUGGUAUAUUUUACCAGGGUAUAUUAACAGACAUGAACUUAACUAUCACCACAUUUUCCAUGUGUGUCGUAGCUAACGUGGGCUCACUUGUGCAUUUUUCUUACACUGCAUCUAUUUUUUAAUGUAAGCACUACCAUUAAACAAUCUUAGCAUUCAGUGUGUGGUUUAGCAUUGUGGCAUUUGAUAUUGUUUAAAGAUGCGAACCCGGUAUGGACCUUAUCCUUUUAAUAUUUUGUUUUCUCUUGUGGUGGAGCGUUCAUGCAAAAUAAAAAAAAAACUCUUGAACUUCAUUGCUUUGGUCUUUAAUUACACGGCAAGUUGCAAGCUUUAGCUCACUCAGUACAUGUAAUCAAAUUGGAAGUGAAUCUGGAGACAGAAGUUUGGUUGGAUCUGCAUUUGUGAAUUAUAUAAAGGUAGACACCGUUCAGGGGAUCAAGCAAAUCUUUACAAUAGGCACUGAUGUGAUUUUAAGGAAAUGUGAAGGCAGUUGUGUUCAACACCACAAGACAAACUCCAUUAUCUUUCUAGAGAUCAACGUUACUGUCACAUUUACAGAUUAGGCAAAAAGGAAAGUAUAAUUAUGAAUAUUAAACUUUCCUUGGUAGCUGAGGUAUAUUGAGUGGAAACUAAAAACACAAAGUUUGAAAUUAAUCUUCCACAAUGUAAAAUACAUCGUUUUAUGCUUUGAUACUAAUUAAAUAACAAAUGUACUUAAUUGUAAAGAUUGAGAGAGAAGUACAACAUUUUGUGUAAGCCUACUUGAAUUGUUUUUGCACUUUCAUAAAACAAAAUAUAAUACUAAAAGGUGCAAAAGACAAAAAAAAAAAAAAAAAAAACCCACUGGCGCUAGAUUCUCUACUUUUUACUCCAAAUUAGCUAGAUUAUUAUUAUUUUUAUUUUUUUUUAUUUUAUUUUAUUUUAUUUUUUUUUUUUUAAGUUUCAGGGGGAAAAAUAGUACUGCUUAUAAUAGCUUUGGAGAAUUUUGCAAUGGUCCUUCAAAUGGAUUAAAAACACAUCAGAAAAUGUUUUUCAGACAAACAUAAGUUUUCAAAGUGACUUGCGUUGCUCUGGAUUGAUCAGCAUAUUUGUCCAGCCACAGAUGAUGUGAUUCUGAUCAAAAACCAGAGGCAACUCAUAAAACAGCAACACAUGUUAUCUUUGAGAUGAAAGUAAUUUACAAAAUAUGGUUUUGUUUAGUUGAUUUGCCCC
This is a messenger RNA of Polyodon spathula (Mississippi paddlefish), 4619 nucleotides long. RefSeq names its product mitotic interactor and substrate of PLK1-like. The record is from RefSeq and is a predicted model, not a curated record. Bases 336 to 2708 code for a protein of 790 amino acids. The transcript has 4 exons. Lineage: Eukaryota; Metazoa; Chordata; Actinopteri; Acipenseriformes; Polyodontidae.